AUGAGCGCCACAGAGAACGCGAGCCGGGAGCCCAAGGAGGACAUGGCCCCUCGGCGCCUCCUGUUGGUAGGGGAGGGGAAUUUCUCCUUCGCCGCCGCUCUGAGCGAGACCCUGGAUCAGAACACUCGUCUUACCGCCACCUGCCUCCAGCUCCCGGCCGAGUUGGCUCGGGAUCCGGUGGCCCAGGAGAAUCUGCAGUGCCUGCGUGAGCGAGGUAUUGACGUACGUUUCGGCGUCGACUGCACCCAGCUGUCAGAUGUCUUUGAACUGCACGACAGGGAAUUUGAUCAGAUUUAUUUCAACUUUCCGCACUGUGGACGCAAAGCUGGCGUAGCUAAGAACAGGGAACUGCUUGCCAAGUUUUUCCAAAGCUGUGCAGAUAUUCUUGCAGAGGAAGGAGAAGUCCAUGUGGCAUUAUGUAGAGGACAAGGUGGAACUCCUGAGGAUAAGCCCCAGAGAGAAUGGCACAACAGCUGGCAAGUGGUUGCCAUGGCAGCCCUGGGUGGGCUCAUUUUAAGUGACGUGUAUCCAUUCAGCUGUAAAGCUGUGCCAGGGUACAAGUGUACUGGAUAUAGGAGUCAAGAUAAGUCCUUUCAUGUAGAAGGUGCUUUGAACCAUGUCUUCACCAGGAGCUUACCCUUCGAAGAUGCUCAACCCAGAAUCUUCAGGAUCAAACUGGGUAACCAGUGGUUUUCCUUUCGAGAACCAGAAGCACUUUUAGGAAAGUUGAACAGGGGUUUCCUGGAAGCACCUUCAUGUCAUCCUAUCAAAACCAUAAAUGAGAAACUCAUUGAUGAAUUAGGCAAAGCUUUCCCUCUAAAAAGGCUGAAGUGUUCCUUCCCUUUGCUGCCACAGGUAGGUGCCAGUGUUCUUCCUUUCUGGAACUGUGACUUUCUAUCAGCUGCUUUUUGGAUUAGUCUCCAUGAAGAUAACUCAAAUUCGGAGUCCCUGACUGGUGGGGCAUCACAAGAUGUGGAAGACUUUCUAGUGUCAUUUUCAGAACUUAGCCUUCCCAAGAAUCCUGGAAGAGAUGGUAAAGACGAAGCUUGUGAAGGAAUCUGUGGCCAGGCUAAGGUCUGCCUUAGACCUUCUCUCUUAGUUCAUGUUCAGGAUAUUAUCGAAGUACCAGACUUCCUCUCAGGUUCUCUGCACAUCCUCAGUGGACCUGUCUUUCAGAAGUGCCACAUUUUGCCUUUCACAAUGCCAGCAUUUCAUGAGACUUUAUUUAUCCUUGGGUUUAAUAAAAAUCUGAAGGAUGGCUGUCUUCAAUCACUGCUGGAUCAUCUGAAGGGCAUUGUAGAUAGCCUGCUGACUCAGACAUCGCCAGAGAUCUCUAAGCUGAGCAGUUCAGUUGAAUUUGUCCUUCAGUCAAAUGGAAAGGAUUAUAUGAUUUGUGUAAAGACUGAUAAUUUUAGCCCAGAUUGUACUGAGGAUCUAAUUAUUGGGUCUGUUACCACAUCUGCAACAAGCAUUAUACAUAAAGACCGGUGUUUUGUGUUUGUGUCUAUGAACUUGGACUUACUAGCCAUGCUUGUCUGGUGUAUCUCUGACUGGAGAAUGUUGUGGACAUUUGAUAACCGUUUCCUGAAAAAUUUCCUCCCUGGAAAAAUAGAACCCUUUAAAAGUCAUUCUCUGUAUCCUCCAUGUUAUGUCCAUGAUAUUAGUUUUUGGAUAGAUGAGAAGAAAGGAUUUGAUGAACUAGAGUUUCACACUGUGGCCCGAGCAGUGUCCCAGGACACUGUUACAUCCAUACAGUUUCUUAGCCGUUAUCAGCAUCCAAAGACUCAACAGGUCAGUCUCUGCUAUAGAUUGACCUACCAGACCUGUGACAAGGCCCUCACCCAGCAGCAGGUAGCAUCAAUGCAGUCCCAGUUUAGGGCGGAGAUUCAACAACGCCUAUAUGUUACACCUCGGUAGUUUAAAUGCUUUUCUACAGUGUGAUCCUACAUUGCGGGGGAUGUGGAGGAAAAUGACCAACUUCUAACCAGUACUCCUAUCUGGAUUUUUUUUUAAUCUUUUACUUUGUGACCAUAGCCACUGUUGGUUGAUCCUAAAGAUACCUUGACUCUGUCACGUUAACUUAGAGAUUAUAAUGUGAUUGGUGACAUUUGGAGUUGUGCAAUAUUUUGGUCCUGAGAAGUGACUGAAACAAUAAGCAAAACAGCAUUUUGUACUCUAGAUGCUCUGUUGCUGGAGAAGGCUGGAGAACUUAGGAGUCUCAUUAAAUAUACAUGUUUUCCACACUGUGGAUUAUUCUUCCCUCAACUUUCUUGCGUCAUUUCAUUAAAGCACCUUAUGAGAGUUA
This is a messenger RNA of Callithrix jacchus (white-tufted-ear marmoset), 2305 nucleotides long. It is a transcript of the gene FDXACB1, whose product is annotated as ferredoxin-fold anticodon binding domain containing 1. Gene Ontology annotation, molecular function: rRNA (uridine-N3-)-methyltransferase activity. Gene Ontology annotation, cellular component: cytoplasm. The record is from RefSeq and is a predicted model, not a curated record. NCBI's taxonomy places the organism in Eukaryota, Metazoa, Chordata, Mammalia, Primates, Cebidae. Gene Ontology annotation, biological process: rRNA base methylation.